UCUGCAAAUUCAUUAACCCCAUCGUUUUUUUGUUUUUUCUUCAUCGGCAUGGCAGAAGCAGCAGCAGCCCAACACCAGCUUUUGUUGGCGUGCACAGGGCUGCUUCUUCUUCUUCUGGUUUCCUCAUCAAGCGUCGCUACAGCACGCUCAAUCAUCAAAACCCUACCUGGGUUCCCCGGGGAGCUUCCUUUCUACCUAGAAACUGGAUAUGUGGGUGUAGGUGAGAAUGAAUCAGUGCAGCUGUUCUACUACUUUGUCAAGUCCCAGAGGAACCCAGUAUUGGACCCCCUUGUUCUUUGGCUCACUGGAGGCCCUGGUUGCUCCACACUCUCUGCAUUCUUCUAUGAAAGUGGUCCAGUUUCUUUCAAUUUAACUUACAAUGGAGGCCUACCAACACUUGAAUUGAAGGAAUAUACAUGGACUGAGACACUCAACAUAAUAUAUUUAGAUGCACCUGUUGGAACUGGAUUCUCUUACUCAACAACCCAAGAAGGUUACACUACGGACGACUACAAAUCAGCAGCCCAGAUCUAUGAAUUUCUAAAGAAGUGGCUGAUACAACACCCUGAAUUCCUGAAAAACAACCUCUAUAUCGGUGGAGAUUCAUACUCAGGCAUACCUGUUCCAAUGAUAGUUCAAGACAUAUACUAUGAUAGUGAAAGAGGAGGAUCUCCACGAUUGAACUUGAACCUCCAAGGCUAUGUGCUUGGGAACCCAGUGACUGAUGCAUAUAUUGAUAAGAAUUCAAGAGUACCAUUUGCACACAGGCUCACACUCAUUUCAGAUGGACUCUAUGAGUCUGCUAAAGCAAACUGCAAUGGGGAUUAUGUUAAUGCAAAUGCCAGCAGCGAACAAUGUGAAUCAGACGUCCAAGAAAUCGAAGAGUUGCUUAGAGACAUAAACAUUCAACAAAUUUUGGACCCAGAUUGCACCUUUUCCUCCCCGAUACCAAACGAAGAAAAAUCGAAUCUUCAAAGGUCUCUUGCCGAGAAUCCUACAGAUUUUCUCUCACAACUUGGUGAAGAAACUAUGUAUUUUUGCCAUGACUAUAUGUAUAUACUCUCUGAAACAUGGGCGAAUAAUAGAGACGUGCGAGAAGCUCUUCAUGUUCGGGAGGGAACAAAAGGAUACUGGAAGAGGUGCAAUAUCAGUGGCCUGGCUUACACGGAAGAUGUAAUUAGUAGCGUUGCUUAUCAUCGAAAUCUCUCCAAGACAGGCCUUCGAGCUUUAAUAUACAGCGGUGAUCAUGACAUGUCUGUUCCGCAUAUUGGCACACAACAAUGGAUAGACUCGCUGAAUUUGACGCUGGCCGAUACCUGGCGGGCAUGGUACACUGAAGGACAAGUUGCAGGAUAUACGAAAAGGUAUACUAAUGAUGAUUUCGCUCUCACAUAUGCGACUGUGAAGGGUGCUGGUCAUGUAGCUCCGGAAUACAAGCCUCAGCAGUGCUAUGCCAUGCUUAAAAGAUGGUUUGCUUAUUACCAGCUCUAGUACUGAUAGCCAAAGCUUGAAAUUUAGGAGAUGAGCAUUCAAUCUUGUAAUAAUAAGCCAUAGUGCUCCCUGAGAUUGUUGAUCAGGCAUUUUAAUUAAAGUUAAAUGUAUCAUUGUGAGAAACCAUGAGUUUAAUUUUCCUAGUUAAUUCCAUGAUAUAUUAGAUUUGCCA
Molecule: messenger RNA, 1663 nt
Organism: Vitis vinifera (wine grape)
Lineage: Eukaryota; Viridiplantae; Streptophyta; Magnoliopsida; Vitales; Vitaceae
Product: serine carboxypeptidase-like 13
Exons: 14
Coding region: 49-1491 (480 amino acids)
Biological process (GO): secondary metabolic process; proteolysis
Molecular function (GO): acyltransferase activity, transferring groups other than amino-acyl groups; serine-type carboxypeptidase activity
Source: RefSeq, a predicted model, not a curated record